AUGGCACCCAUCGACCCUCAGAACAUCAGAAAGACAAUCGGGCGCUUUCGAGUUCUGAUCGUAGGAAGAGCGAACGCAGGCAAGACAACCAUCCUUCAGAAGGUCUGUAACACCACGGAUGAGCCAGAGAUUUACAAUGCCCAAGGAAAGGAGAUCGAUGUUGCCGUCGUGGAAGGCUCGAGAAUACGUGGGAACCACGACAUCACUAACGAGAUGGUGUUCAAAAGCAAUCCCGGUUUCAUCUUUCACGAUUCGUGCGGUUUCGAAGCGGGCUCUGAAGCCGAAUUCGAGGAUAUGAAGAAAUUUAUUGUAGAACGCGUAAAUAUGACGAAAUUGGAGGAGCGACUGCAUGCUAUCUGGUACUGUAUACCGAUGGACGAUCAUUGUCGAACGUUCCAGCGGGCGGAAGAGAAGUUCUUCUCUGAGUGUAACACUGGGCUGGUUCCCGUCAUUGCGAUAUUUACCAAGUUCGAAGCUUUACGUCCAGUGGCGUUUGGAGAACUCAAAAAACAACUAAUUGGGUUGUCGAAAGAAGAGCGCUCGGAGAGGAUUGCCCAGCGUGUGGAAGAACUUUUCAUGAAUACAUGUGUCUGGGAUCGGUUGUGCGACCCUGGGAACCGUGCCCGUCCGAAGUGCUAUGUAUGCUUGGCGAAUAUGAACCGAGCAGAUACAAACUGUGACCUGCUAGUGGAAUGUACUACUUUUGCAUUGGACGACAAAGAAUUGCGGCUGUGUUUCUUGUCAACACAGCAGUCAAAUCUGGAACUUUGUAUCAAGUGUGCUGUCGAAACAAUUGUUGAUCAUGCACUGGCACAUCAGCAAUCUUUGCCGCUUCCAACUAAUGACGAAGACUACCAGUUCCACAUUGCUAAGUGGUUUCCAUAUCUCAAUGUAAGAUGA
Messenger RNA from Suillus paluster, 900 nucleotides. RefSeq lists its product as uncharacterized. The coding region runs from base 1 to 900 and encodes 299 amino acids. The record is from RefSeq and is a predicted model, not a curated record. Lineage: Eukaryota; Fungi; Basidiomycota; Agaricomycetes; Boletales; Suillaceae. The transcript is spliced from 7 exons.